ACCAAGCUUGCUUUAGGAGUGUCGUAACAGCCUGCAGACUCAGAUUAUUUCCUGGUUGAAGUCAGACACUUUUAGCCGACAAAUUGGAAGAACUAAGCAGGUCUGAAAUGAACAGCUCAGAUCAGGACGAGAAAAGAUUUGACCCCCUCGACACAACACUGAGCUUUGUGGACAGACCUGAUGACCUGGACCCUCCAUUCAGUGAUGAUGAUGAAGACCAGGGUCUUAGAGCUGAAAUGUCCUGCGGUCACGCUGUCACUCCACAAUCUCUGACUGGCUGGUGUCGCAGCCUGCUGGAUCAGGGUCAAUACAAGUUCAAGUGUCCUGCUAUAGACGAAGACACCCAUGAGAUAUGUGGUGCUGUGUGGCCGUAUCGAGAGGUGCGUCGCCUGGCGGACCUGAGCGUUGAAGAAAUGGAACACUUUGAGGAGACCAUCGCUCGCCUGGCUGCUGCAGAGUACCAGGAGUUUAGAGAAUGCCCUGGGUGUAAGAGCUACGUUGAAAGAAAGGACCUGACUAAUCUCUGCGUUCAGUGCUUAGUUUGCGUUGCAGACCAGAAGAAACAGGUCCAGUUCUGCUGGCAGUGCUUGAAGCCGUGGAAAGGUCCGGCUCCACGCUCCAAUCGCUGUGACAAUGAUGACUGUAAAAAUCACGACCUGGAGCUGCUCAGGACCUGCAAGACCACCUCCUUCCCUGAGGUCCCGGGGGUCGAGAACUGUCCCUCCAUCCGGGCCUGUCCCACCUGUGGACAGAGAGUGGAGCACGACAAGACAGGCUGCAAGAACAUCACCUGUCCUCGCUGCCAGGUGGAGUUCUGCUUCGUGUGUCUGAAGCUGACUCCUGAGUGUCUAAAGACCAGUACUCACUUUAGGCCUUGCAGUGCUGGUAUGGCUCCCAGACAGACAGCCAUACCUGUGUGGCACAGGAAGUGAAACAGAUGCUUCCUGUUGAGCUCUUUAUACUGAAACCUAGAUGAAAUAAUCUCAAAAAUGUUGCAGUUCCUUUUGUCCAUGUUCAUCAACUGUGAAACUUCUUUAAUCUGUUAAGCAUCAAAUGAUAUCUGCAACAUUUUUAUUAUCAUGUUAUAUUUGACGUUGACAAUAAUUUC
Molecule: messenger RNA, 1108 nt
Organism: Poecilia reticulata (guppy)
Lineage: Eukaryota; Metazoa; Chordata; Actinopteri; Cyprinodontiformes; Poeciliidae
Product: E3 ubiquitin-protein ligase RNF19B-like
Source: RefSeq, a predicted model, not a curated record